AUGAUGCCAACGUAUUGUCUCUUCAUUACAUAUGCCAUCUUGCUGGUGGCUAUUCCUGUGAUCGCUCAAUGUCCUUGUUUCCGGAACCAGUUCUUACCGCGCCUUAGUCACUUUGUUCGUCUUGAUCUCGUAGGUCGUGACGAACUCAUCGUGUGUAUCGGAUUCAUGACGCUCUACACGUAUUUCAUCAUGGGUAUCCUUGUCGAAUUUUUCCACACCAAACCCAACAUUGCCUACUGCACAGUCAAGAAGACAACCACGACUUCCACCACUCCCGUGACGCGUCGCUCAUCGACCGGCGCUCGAACAAAAACAGCCGAAGUAGAAGUCGACGUGGACGAGCAUACUCAAGCUACAAAGCACACCAUUCGUUUCGAGCGCGCUCACCAGCAGCUUCGUCAGCUGUUCCCAGCCUUCGGUACACUAACCAAAUACAACUUGGCCUCUGCAGCGUUUGUUACAUCGGCGCUUUUGAUGUGGGCUAAUACAAACAAGUUUGACACAUAUCGUCACGGCUUCCUUUUCCUGCAAGGCCUUAUUCUGUUCCUCUUACCUUUUGCGUGUGCUUGCCCAAAACGUAUGCUUGGCGUGACAGCGAAAAUCGCUUAUCGCUGUGCUCUUUAUUGGACUUUAGCCUAUGCCAUGAUGCCAGGAGAAACCAAUGCUGUGCUUUGUCGUAUUUCGCACUUUUUUGGCCAUCGUUCCGACUGUAGUCUGAUGGGCAAAGAAUGGGCUCUCUGA
Radiomyces spectabilis is the source of this 741-nucleotide messenger RNA. RefSeq lists its product as uncharacterized. The record is from RefSeq and is a predicted model, not a curated record. Bases 1 to 741 code for a protein of 246 amino acids. NCBI's taxonomy places the organism in Eukaryota, Fungi, Mucoromycota, Mucoromycetes, Mucorales, Radiomycetaceae. The transcript has 3 exons.